Microthlaspi erraticum is the source of this 261-nucleotide messenger RNA. The record is from the annotation of a GenBank genome assembly. NCBI's taxonomy places the organism in Eukaryota, Viridiplantae, Streptophyta, Magnoliopsida, Brassicales, Brassicaceae.
AUGUGCACGUUUGAUGUCUUAAUCAGGUCAUUUGGAGCUAAUUGGAACAUUGCCUAUCACUGGAGACUAGUUGAGGAAGGAAAGACUCUGUCUGCCCCAUCUUUCGUCUGGAGGUGGUUUCAUGUCAUUCGGACCAGCGGUUCAGAAGAUACGACGAUAUUGGUUGGACUCGACCCACCAGCUCGACCGGCCAGUUUCCAACUCGAUCGAGCUGCUUUCCAGGAGUCAAAGUCAAACCCGAAAAAUGUUGCUUCCCUUUGA